GUCUACGGAAGUCCCGCCCUCACUUCCGGCGGCGGAGGAUUGGGAGCGACUGAAGGCCGCUUCCGGCUCUGGUAGUGUAGGGGCUUCGGCACGUGUGUUAUUCCCCGGGAUUUCUGUAUUAACCCUGCUUCUGGUAAGCUUGUCUGGCCGGCAUUCCUUUAAGGCCUAAGGAUGAAGGCGAGAAGAAAUAAAAAGCAGAUCCCAAGCUUUCGCAAGUUAAUAAAAACUAGUAAAGUCAAACUUGAAAACAAGCUAAAAAAUAAGCAGUUUAAACAACAAAGCACUCUCAAGAAGUACCGAAAAGAACAGAGGAAACUAAGGCAAGCUGUGAAAGAUGCUGUGUCUAAGAAACCCAUUCCAUUGGAGAACCCAAAGGAAAAGCGACCAGGUAAAAGGAUUGAGAGGGAAGAAGAGGAAGAAGAAGAAGCCCUUCCUUUAGAUAUGAUGGAUGAAGAUGACUUACAGUUAAUGAAGGAUUUAGGACAAAGAGCAUCUUUUCUAACAAGAGAUCUUUCUUCUAGUGAGCCCGUUCAUGCGAAGAAACGGAAGCAUAAACGCAUUAUAGAUAAAUAUGAAAAAAUACCAAGAACUCUGCAAACUGUACCAGAGAAGGAACUGAUUCAUUUACUUCCUAUCAAAGAUAAAAGCGGUAUAAUCCCACAGACUAGGGAGAAGCCAGUUACUGAUAGUAACAAAGAUGAAGAGGAUCAAGAAGAAGAGAGGGAACUUGAGGAAGAGAUCAUUGAAGAUCCUAUUCAAGAGCUGACCAUAGAAGAACAUUUGAUUGAGAGAAAGAAGAAAUUACAGGAGAAGAAGAUGCAUAUUGCAGCCUUGGCAUCUGCCAUAUUAUCAGAUCCAGAAAGUAAUAUUAAAAAAUUGAAAGAAUUACGUUCUAUGUUGAUGGAACAAGAUCCUGAUGUGGCUGUUACUGUUCGAAAGCUGGUAAUUGUUUCUCUGAUGGAGUUAUUUAAAGAUAUUACUCCUUCAUAUAAAAUCCGGCCCCUCACAGAAGCAGAAAAAUCUACUAAGACCCGAAAAGAAACCCAGAAGUUAAGAGAAUUUGAAGAAGGCCUGGUUAGCCAAUACAAGUUUUAUUUGGAAAAUCUGGAACAAAUGGUUAAAGAUUGGAAGCAGAGGAAGCUGAAGAAAAGUAAUGUAGUUUCCUUAAAGGCAUACAAAGGACUGGCAGAAGUCGCUGUGAAGAGCUUGUGUGAGCUGUUGGUGGCACUGCCUCAUUUUAACUUUCAUAACAACAUCAUUGUAUUGAUUGUCCCUCUCAUGAAUGACAUGUCAAAAUCGAUAUCUGAAAUGUGUUGUGAAGCUGUGAAGAAACUCUUUAAGCAAGAUAAAUUAGGCCAAGCUUCUCUUGGUGUAAUUAAAGUGAUUUCUGGUUUUGUGAAGGGCAGAAAUUAUGAAGUUAGGCCAGAGAUGUUAAAAACAUUUUUAUGUCUAAGAAUCAAGGAAGUAGAAGUGAAAAAAGAUACAGAAGACAUUAAUAAACCAAAAAAAUUUAUGACUUUCAAAGAAAAGAGAAAAUCUCUAUCAAGAAUGCAGAGAAAGUGGAAGAAAGCAGAAGAGAAACUAGAGCGAGAGCUUCGAGAGGCAGAAGCUUCAGAGAGUACUGAGAAAAAACUUAAACUGCACACAGAGACUCUGAAUAUUGUGUUUGUAACCUACUUCAGAAUAUUGAAGAAGGCCCAGAGGUCACCUCUCCUGCCAGCAGUACUAGAAGGUCUUGCCAAGUUUGCUCACCUUAUAAAUGUGGAAUUUUUUGAUGAUCUGUUAGUAGUUCUUCAUACUCUCAUUGAGUCUGGUGACCUAAGCUAUAAAGAAAGUCUUCACUGUGUCCAGACUGCUUUUCAUAUUCUUUCUGGACAAGGUGAUGUUCUGAAUAUUGAUCCAAUGAAAUUCUACACACAUCUCUACAAAACACUGUUCAAAUUACAUGCAGGUGCUACCAAUGAAGGUGUUGAGAUUGUACUCCAGUGCCUUGAUGUCAUGCUAACUAAGCGCAGAAAGCAAGUUUCUCAGCAGCGAGCUCUUGCCUUCAUCAAACGUCUUUGUACCCUUGCUCUUCAUGUUCUUCCAAAUUCAAGUAUUGGCAUUUUAGCAACUACCAGAAUAUUAAUGCAUACUUUCCCCAAAACAGAUCUACUGCUUGACAGUGAAUCUCAGGGAAGUGGAGUUUUUCUUCCUGAACUGGAUGAGCCUGAGUACUGCAAUGCUCAGAACACUGCUCUGUGGGAACUGCAUGCUCUGCGGAGGCAUUAUCAUCCCAUAGUGCAGAGAUUUGCAGUCCACCUGAUCGCUGGAGCCCCUUCUGAAGGCUCUGGAGCACUCAAACCAGAGUUGAGUCGAAGAUCUGCUGCUGAACUUUUUGAGGCAUAUAGCACGGCAGAAAUGACAUUCAAUCCUCCUGUUGAAUCUUCAAACCCCAAAAUAAAGGGUAAAGUUUUACAAGGGGAUUCAUUUUUGAAUGAAGAUUUAAAUCACCUAAUCAAAAGAUACUCCAGUGAAGUUGCUACUGAAUCGCCUCUGGAUUUCACGAAAUAUUUGAAAACAUCACUACACUAGUAGAGGAAUGAAGUCAGUGGACUUUCUUGUAUAUUUGUGUGUGCAGAUGUACAUAAAGAUGAGUUGUUAACUUAGGACCUUUUCUUUUUAUACAAGGAAAGCUUUCUAAGAAUGUCUAGGAAGAGGAGGAAGAAUGACUCUUUGCAUGGCACAGGGUUCUGCCCCUAUUCUGAAUAUGUCAUUCCAUCAAGGAGAUCAAAAGCCUUUUUUCUCCCCAGUAUUUGGAAAUUACUUUCUUGAUGAUGCUGCCUUUUAAAAGCUUCACGUACAUUAUAGUUUUUUAAAAAAAUCUUUGGACUGGAUCUUACUGAAGUGCAGUUGCUAUAUUAAAAUUAGGGCAUAGAGCACAGAAAAAUCAAGACCAUGAGAAGACAUUUUACCAUUUAGUUACUUUUUAUAACUAAAUACUCUAAAUAUUUUUAUUUCAAUACUGUGGAUGGAAAUGAGAAGCAUUCUAAAUUGGAGUUAAUAUAUUUUUAUGAAGAUUUGUGAGAAAAGAAAAAAAUAGCUUGUAUUCAGGUUCAUUGGCUUUUGCUGGAUGAUCCACUGAAAGAAGUUACCUAAUUUGGCCUUUUAAAAAAGGUAUUAGUGUUUAUUAUAGCUACUUUCAAGGAAAGUUUGAAUAUGAUUCUAGUCUCUGAAGUUCUUCACGUUUUCUGACAUUCCCUGGAGGGUGACUGGGGAAGAAUUGCUCCAGGGUAGAAGAACCAGGCCCAAGACUCUACCAUUCUGUUCUAGGGACAAAGGAUACUCAAUGAGGAGCUUUUUUACCCUCUUGGAACAGGUAAAAUGCUUUUUCUUAUUAAUAUAAUUAUGAAACAGUAUUUUAUGUAACAGCUGUUCCCAUAUUCUAGGAGUGGCCUAAGAAAUGCAUGUUUCAGUGACUAGGUUAUAAAUAUUCUCUAUUGUGAAUAGUUGAAUAAAACAGCUGUUUUUUUCUGCUUCCUAUUCUUGUGAUAUGAUAAUUUUUUGAAAAAAGCACAGCAGUCCAACUAAAGAGAUCUCUUACUGUUUGAAAGUCAUAGCAGCCAGUUAUUUUACUCUGGAGCUUAGAGCUCUUUUUUCGCAUGAAGUAAACGGAAGUAGAAAAUUCCUUUACCAUUCCAGCAGAGUGAGAGGAUAUGAGCUUAACAGUGUAUGUCAGUCUUUUAGCAUAUUAUAUAUGAUUUUUAAAAGUGGUUCUGAGGUCACAUUUUUUAAGGCUUGAUUAUUUAAUGAGAAAGGUAUGAUUCAGCAUAUGAAUAUUUGCAUUUAGUCCACCUUUUAGAUAUAAAACAAAGUCCAGGAAUGUGAUAUUUGUGUGGCUAACCAAAGGGUCUAAUUCCCAUCAGAGCACAAGUGACCAAUACAUGUCACAAAUUAUUUAUUUUCCAAACAUAUACAAAUACAUUUAUACUUUACUUUGGCAGCAGAAACUAUACUUCUGGUGAAAAAUCAGCUUAAAAUAGAAACUCAUCAGCUAUUUCACAGCUGUAUUAUGCCUUUAAUUUUCUUGUUAUACAUAUGGAGAAUCACAGUGGGACUACAAAAUUAUACAUCUAUAUUUGAGUAUCCUAUGUGAAUUUGAGGAAAUAUAUUUGUGCAUUAACUUACAUAAGCUUAUAUUGAUUAAUUUUAUUUUUAGAACUAAAUGUAGUUAUUAGUGAUUACACACAUACACACACACACACACACAGGCACAUACAUAUCCUGAGGCUUUAUUAAGCUACAGCCUUAAUUUUUUUUUUUAACUAGACAAAUAAUGAGCACCUACUGUGUGCUUAGCGCUAUGGUGGCACUUAAGAGUGGGGUGGGAAAUAAUGGGUGUAAGACAUAACCUCAGUCUUCCAUGCUGAGUCAGAUCAUCCACAUAACGCUUUUGAAAAAUGUGACAGUAUCCAAUUCAGUGUUAGAAUUACUUGUGUCAAAAGUUUAGAGACCUAUGUCAUCUGUUUGGUGACAAGCUUGUGCAUAGUAUGUUUUGAAUCUAAGAGAUGUAUAAGAAUAGGUAGGCCAGGUAUAGUGGCUCACGUCUAUAAUCCCAGCACUUUGGGAGGCUGAGGCGGGUAGAUCACGAGGUCAGGAGUUCGAGACCAGCCUUACCAACAUAGUGAAACCCCAUCUCUACUGAAAAUAAAAAAAAUUAGCCAGACAUGGUAGCGCACGCCUGUAGUCCCAGCUACUUGGGAGGCUGAGGCAAGAGAAUCACUUGAACCGGGGAGGUGGAGGUUGUGGUGAGUUGAGAUCGUACCACUGUACUCCAGCCUGGGCAACAGAGUGAGACUCUGCCUCAAAAAAAAAAAAAAAAAAAAAAAAGAAUAGCUUGGUAAUCAUAGAGACCCAGUAUGUGUUUCAAAGGGACUCAUUUCAGGUAUUCCUAUGUCAGAAUCCAUAGCCAUCAGCCAAGGAUUGCUUUUAAGAAGCUGCUACAUAGGGAUGGCAGAGAACACAUAAAUUAUUAACAAUGGAUCAUGGGGAAUAUUGACCCAAGUCUAGACUCUGUGUAAGAAACAAUCUCCCUUUUCUCUCUAACUUUUUUGGGGUCCCAGGUAUAUCUUUUCUGGCCUCACUGCUGAUAUAUAAGCAACUGAAAAGGGGUCAGAGACUUUCACUGUGAGAGCACUUUCCCUGUAGGCUGCCAAUAUAAGAUCAAAGACACCAGCCAGGAAAAUCCUCCUCUUCUUUACUGGCAUGGGAGCAUAGAUGUGGAGUUUUGUGUUUUAGAGUUAAUUCAAUUUUAUCGGGCCAGUAAGCAAGCCCUGAUAACUUUCCAGAAUUAAGCAAGGCCUGUGGGUCUCUGUGCAGAGGACAGAAAUCUAUAGAGAUAUUGGAAGAGGAGAGAAGAAAGGAAGGGGAAGAUGUAGUUAGCAAAAGGUAAAUUGAUACAUAUCAUAGAGGGCCCACUUUCAUUAAUGAGCUUCCAGAGUCUCCAGAGCCAUUGAGAUGGGAGGCCUUUAUGAAAGCAAGUUUGAUUAAAAACAAGUCACUUGUAACUCAACUUUUGUUGAGUCUAGACUUCAUAUUGACUCCCAACUGGAGAAUUUGUAAAUAACUUUUACUUGCUAAUGAUGAGAUGAAAAGAAGCUUUACCCCUCAAAGGGCACUUUCUACCCAGAUAGGAUCAUUCUUACAGAUUUGGCAUCACUGAACAGAGUGACAGAAUUCAUGCUCCUUUCUCCACUUUCAGUGAUGCUUCUUAAAAUUUUGUAAUGACCCCAACUUGCAUAUUUAGAUUCUUGUCCACAUCAACUUUAACGAGGAGUUUGCUACCCAGAUUUCUGGUAGCCUAAAAAGUGUGAAAUGGUAAUGGGUAUAGUCAUAGUGGCUAUUUAAGAUAAUUUCUUUCACUUGGCAUAAUAUAGCUGUUUAAUUCAGAUAAAGCUUUAAAUAAAACAAAUAUUUUCAGCCAACAUCAGGUUGUGCUGGCCAUUUGUGUAUAAUAGUAGACUAGACUCUUUGAAUUUUUUUUUUUUUUUUUUUUUUGAGAUGGAGUCUCACUCUUGCACCCAGGCUGGAGUGCAGUGGCACAGUCUCCACUCACUGCAACCUCCACGUCUUGAGUUCAGGCAAUUCUCUCCUGCCUCAGCCUCCCCAAUAGCUGGGAUUUACAGGUGCCCACCACCAUGCCCAGCUAAUUUUUGUAUUUUUAGUAGAGAUGGAUUUCACCAUGUUGGCCUCGAACUUCAGACCUCAGUUGAUCCACCCACCUCAGCCUCCCAGUGUUGGGAUUACAGGCAUGAGCCACUGUGCCCAGCCAACUCUUUACAUUUUAAAACAAUGUGUUCUUUCUAUAAUCCUAAAGACUCAAAUACAAUGAAGUAUGUCCUUUCACCUCAAAAUGUGAUAAACAACUAAGUUGGGAUGCAACCUAGGCAGUAGGCUGGAUUCUCUCAUUGGUUAAACCUGGUCUCAACUUCAGUCUCAGAUUUAUGUUGUAAAAUAUACACCUGUUAAAGGUCAUGGAGGAGGAGUGGGGCAGUGCUUAGAAAGCAUCAGAAUCAAAUGAUAAACCUAGAGAGACCAGUCUUCAUCUUGUUACUCUGUACAGUUUUCAUUUGGCCUCUAGCCACUUAGACCAGCAACUCAGUUUUCAACACAUGGUGGGGCAAACUGUUUGGCAUGUUCACUUAUUAGAGGCUUGAUAAAGUGUUUCCGGAAUAUUUUUUAAAUGGAGCAGCAUUGUGCAUUUGUUAGAAUGAUUAUUUGACUUAAACCUGUACUACUGUAUAGAUUACAUCAAACUGGAAUAGCCUGAAUUCUGUUGACAAGAAAAUGGUAGUUCUAGCCUUAAGGCUUUGACCCAGUAAGAACUUUCAAUGACAUGAAAGCUGUGUGGUGUAUUUUUUUUUUUUUUUUUUUUUGAGACGGAGUCUUGCUCUGUCACCAGGCUGGAGUGUAGUGGGGUGCGAUCUUGGCUCACUGCAACCUCCACCUCCCAGGUUCAAGUGAUUCUCCUGCCUUCAGCCUCCCGAGUAGCUGGGAUUACAGGCACAUGCCACCACGCCCAGCUAAUUUUUGUACUUUUAGUAGAGAUUGGGUUUCGCCAUGUUGGCCAGGAUGGCCUCGUUCUCUGUCCUGAUCCGCCUGUCUUGGCCUCCCAAAGUGCUGGAGUUACAGGCGUGAGCCACUCUGCCCAGCCUGUGUGAUGUAUUUUUAACACUUCUGUUUUUAGAAUAUGCAAGAAACACAUGGGGAUGGUUUCAUUUUUAUAAUUGGUUAAAAAAAUUUCUCAAAGUGAAGUUUAAGAGUUUUAGUGUUUUGUAAUUUGAAGAAAAGUGUCUUAAAAUUCAGAGAUACCAAUGGAAAGAUAAAAGUUUGGGUUUUACUUUAGAGGAAUACGUAUUUCAUUUUUAAAAUUCAUAAUUUGCGUCAUACUAAGAAUAUGAAGAAUCCUUACACUUAAUGGUUUUAUACAGCAAAGUUUAAAAAUAAUUUACAUUAAAUGGCAAGUAUGACUUGGCUCAAUAGCUCUUCAGUUAAUCAGAAAUGAAGCGAUUUUACUUGAAAGUCUAGCCCAUUUCAGAUGUUCAGAGCAUAUAUUUUCUUUUUAGAAGUUUGUCUUCAAGUACUGAGAACUAAUGCUUCUAAUCCAUGGCAAUAUCAAGAGAGUGAUGUAUAAUAAAUAUAUAAGUACAGUGUCAGUACAAACCUUGCAAAAUAAAUUUACCUUAAACACCAACUCAAUCUACUUUUGCUUUAAAAAAUUGCUAGGUUUCUUGUUAAGACAUUGCAGUUCAGUAGAUAUUAAAUUAUACAUCAUUCUAAAUUCAUUUUGAAAACCAAAAAUGAGUAAUCUAUGAUUAAGCAAUAACCUUUUUUAAAGCAACCCUAUUAACUAAAUAAGCAAUAACCUUAAAAAAAAAACCAGUAUUAUUUCUAUAUGUAAAAAAUCCUAAAGAGGAGUGCACUGUGGUACACAAUACAGGAACUAAAUUGAAUUUUAAUGACUCUUAUGUUGUGAUACGACAUAUUUACACUUGAAAUGCCCCAAAGCUUCUAAUUCUCGGCCAUAAAAUGUAUGGCUAAACUUCCUUUCCUGUUUUCAGAUCUUUGUGCUCCUUGUUCCCAGUUCUCUUAGUUGUCUUGGCAAAUUAAGGUCCUUGGGCCAAAUCUAGCCUGCCACCUGUUUUUGUAUGGCCCCUGAACUAAGAAUAGUUUUUAUGUUUUUAAAUGGUUGAAAAAAAGUCAAGAGUAUUUGUGACAUGUGAAAAAUAUAUGAAAUUCCAAUUUCAGUGUCCAUAAAUAAAGUUUUAUUGGAAUACA
Molecule: messenger RNA, 8316 nt
Organism: Pongo pygmaeus (Bornean orangutan)
Lineage: Eukaryota; Metazoa; Chordata; Mammalia; Primates; Hominidae
Gene: NOC3L
Product: NOC3 like DNA replication regulator
Exons: 21
Coding region: 172-2574 (800 amino acids)
Biological process (GO): DNA replication initiation
Cellular component (GO): nucleolus
Molecular function (GO): chromatin binding
Source: RefSeq, a predicted model, not a curated record